AAUGGUUCCUCACCCUUUUUCCAGUUUCCUUCUCUUUUUAUUUAAUAAACAACAAGGAUCUCAAAGUUUUGCUUCUCUUCCACUUGAAAUUGUCUUUCAAAUUUUUGAUUUCAGUUCACCCAAGGAUCUUGCAAAUAUUUGCGUUCUCAAUCGUCUUCAUUUUAACAGAGUGUCGGCAUAUUUAAAUUCUGAGCGAUUUGUUGUUCGGUUCCGAAAGAUUUUUUCUUCAACAGCCAAGGAGUCCAAUUCUGAUUUUCCUCCAAAUGAUUUUGCUCGUUUGAUCCGGUUAUGCUGUUUAUUGAGGGGAAAAGCUCCUAAUGCUAUUAGCUGUUCAAAUUUUAUUAUUCAACUUUAUCAAAAAAUUGAUUCCUACGACAAAUAUCAUGACAAAAAUUAUUGGGGUAAAUUGAUAACGAAGAUUUCUUUUGAUUGGUCUCAAUCGCACUUUAUUUCAUUUAUGAUUAUGUUUGUUGAGUCUACCGGUCUAUUAACUCGAGUUCGCAAUUUCUUCAGAUCCAAGAAAAAUAAUGAAGUUGAAGAAAUGGCUUUGCGGCGAAUAAUUUUGGCUCUUUUUUUGAAUGAUUGUUCAUUUUCAACCAAUGAUAACUCCUCUAAUGUUAUUCAACAAGUUGGUUUUCGCCUUUCGGCUAUUCUUCAUUUAUUUGGGGAAAAUGGAGAACACAAAUAUCGUUUAAUGCUUAUGUUGGCCGCUCCAACAACUACACGCUUGGAUCAGGAGAAUGAUGGAAAGUUACAACCAAUGGAAUUUGUUAAUUAUCAACGAAUUGUUGCUGACCCAAUAUUUGAUCGGCAAAGUGCCCAAACCUACCUGGGAGAAUUACCUCAACUUGUAGAACAGCUUCUAUUUACAAAGUCACUGGAUAUGAAGGAAUUGCGUUGGAAUGAAUUGGAAUUGUUUAAUUUUCUGGAAUUAUUGACUACUUAUCCAGAGCCUUGGGUUUUACGAAAUUUUGCUUCAUUGCUUAUUUUGGCACCUGGCCUUGCAAAAAUUGCCAUCUGCAUUCGAGCAUUACAUGGGGAUCCUGCAGAGGCAGGAAAUACUUUGUUUAGUUGCUAG
Molecule: messenger RNA, 1078 nt
Organism: Meloidogyne enterolobii
Lineage: Eukaryota; Metazoa; Nematoda; Chromadorea; Rhabditida; Meloidogynidae
Source: the annotation of a GenBank genome assembly